AUGAGUGACACUAAUCGUCAGACACUCUUUAAGAUUAAGGAUAAGGAAAAGAAAAAAAGAGUUAGAUUCAGAAUGAAACUAACGUGUAUUUUUGUGACGUUUGUUUUCUUCGUCUGUGCAAUUGGCAGAAAGGACAGUAGUGAUGGUUGGAAUCCUAUUAAGAACGUCGAUAAGCCUCACGUGAGAGAGAUCGCGAAUUUCGCCAUUAGAGAAUUUGACAGGAAAUCUGGUCAGAGUCUGAGGUUUAUACAGGUCAUAGUCGGUGAAACUAAGACAGUAAAAGGAGGAACCGCUUACAGACUCGUCGUCAAUGCCACCACCGACACCCCCAUUCUCAACUACUAUCAAACUGUUGUGUUGGAGAAUAUGAAGCCAAAGCAUUUCCUCAAACUUGUUUCCUUCGUCUUAAUUUUAGAUUAA
Messenger RNA from Sphenostylis stenocarpa, 420 nucleotides. NCBI's taxonomy places the organism in Eukaryota, Viridiplantae, Streptophyta, Magnoliopsida, Fabales, Fabaceae. The record is from the annotation of a GenBank genome assembly.